Messenger RNA from Magnolia sinica, 2886 nucleotides. RefSeq names its product pentatricopeptide repeat-containing protein At1g08070, chloroplastic-like. The record is from RefSeq and is a predicted model, not a curated record. The transcript has a single exon. The coding region runs from base 95 to 2038 and encodes 647 amino acids. NCBI's taxonomy places the organism in Eukaryota, Viridiplantae, Streptophyta, Magnoliopsida, Magnoliales, Magnoliaceae. Gene Ontology annotation, molecular function: protein binding; RNA binding. Gene Ontology annotation, biological process: RNA modification.
ACCGUCGUCCCAUCUCAAAUACAAAGCGCACCCUCGAGACUUCACACGUGUGAUAGAUACAAACCGUUUUUCAAAUGAACUUGGCGCGAAGGACAUGGGAAGAACACAAUCAACGGCUAGCUUUCUUCCUUCUGCCUCAUCAAUCUCUUUCCACCAAAACCCAGAAGAGAAAUGCAUCUCUUUCCUCAAAUUCACCACUCACAUCCAUCAAUUCAAUCAAAUCCUCGCUUAUUUAUUCACCAAUGGCCUAAAAAACUCCAGCUUUCUCGCCACCAAGCUUGUCGAUUUCUGCAGUUCUACUAAUCGGAUGCAGGUCGCUUCUUCGAUCUUUCGCCAGAUUCCCCACCCAAGUUCCUUCCUUUGGACGGCCAUGAUAAGGGGUUUCUCCCAAAACGGCCCUCAUCGCUUAUCAAUACUCUUCUUCUAUGAAAUGCGCUGCCAAGGCACCAACCCGAACCACCUCACAUACCCUUUUGUUUUGAAGGCUUGUAGCAGCGUUUUGGCUAUCUUAGAAGGAAAGCAGAUUCAUGCCCAGAUCUUAAAAACCGGCUUUCUGUCCGAUGUUUACAUCCGAAACAGCAUUCUUGAUUUGUAUGUGAAAUGUGAGUCAAUUAGAGAUGCGUGUGUUGUGUACGACGAAAUGCCUGAACGAGAUUUUGUGUCUCACACCUCGAUUAUUUCUGGGUAUUUUGGUGUCGGAGAUUCGGUCUCAGCUCGGUUGGUUUUCGAUGUGGUUAAAGGCACAGAUGUUGUCUUGUGGAGUGCAAUGAUAGCAGGAUACGCUCAGAAUGGCGAACCCGGCGAAGUUUUGGCGUUGUUCGAGCAAAUGCAGAGUUUGGGAGUGAAACCGAAUUCAGUCACAAUGGUGAGUGUGGUGUCCGCCUGCACUCAGAUGGGAGAUUCUGAGAGGGGGAAGUGGGCGCAUGAUUUCAUGGUGAGGAGCGGUAUGGAGAUGAAUAUGAUAGUUUGUACCUCUUUGUUGGAUAUGUAUAUUAAAGGCGAAUUCAUCAAUGAAGCUCGUGAAAUGUUUAACCGAAUGCCGCAAAGAGAUGUUGUUUCUUGGAAUUCUUUGAUUAAUGGGUAUGCGAAGAAUGGUUAUGCGAAUGAGGCUUUGGAAGUCUUUAGAGAGAUGCAGGAUUCUGGAGUGGAGCCAAAUAAGGUCACGUUUUGUAGUGUUCUUUCUUCAUGUGCUCAACUAGGAGCAAUUGCAAAAGGAAGAGAAAUUGAUUACUUGUUGGAGGAGAUGGGAAUGGUGUCUGAUUUAUCAGUAGGAACUGCCCUCUUGGAUAUGUAUGCAAAAUGCGGGUGCCUGAUGGAUGCCCGUCAAGUUUUCAAUAGAAUUUAUCCAAGAGAUGUUGUCAUGUGGAGCACCAUGAUAAACGGAUUCGCCUUGAAUGGCCAUUACCAAGAAGUGAUUUCUCUGUUUGGGCGAAUGUUCAAGGAAGGGGUCCAGCCAAAUGAGGUCACUUAUCUGGGUAUAUUGACAGCAUGUUCACAUGGAGGCAUGAUUGAUGAAGGACGCAGGCAUUUCAGUUCCAUGAUUAGACACCAUUGUAUUCAACCUGGAAUGGAACACUAUGCUUGUAUGGUAGACCUACUCUGCCGAGCUGGACAGAUUGAUGAGGGUAAAAGGUUUAUAGAGGAAAUGCCCAUUGAACCUAGUGCUAGUGUAUGGGGAUCUUUGCUUGGUGCUUGUGCAACCCACAAAAACAUCCAGAUUGGCGAGUAUGCUGCUCGACAUCUCAUUGAGUUAGAACCUGAUAAUGAUCUGAUUUAUGUGUUUUUAUCAAACAUAUAUGCGGGCGCGAGUAGAUGGAAGGAUGUUGAGAAUGUAAGGAUGAAUAUGAGAUGUUCUGGCACUCGGAAGACUCCUGGAUGUAGUUGGAUAGAGGUGGAAGACAAGAUUCAUGAGUUCCUUGUGGGAGAUCGGACGAAUCCUCUGUAUCCGCAAACGUACAGGAUCUUGGAUUGCUUAUCGAAGCAAUUGAGAUUGAUUGAGGAUUUUCCUUUUCAAGAAACAUUCAAUACAUUCGGCUAAUUCUGUUGGUUCUCUUUCAUUGCUCUGCAUGAGUAUGAUGAUUCUUUAUUGUGGCCACUCAAACUCAAAAUGGAGGGCAUGCAAAAUGCUCUCGCCACUACCUAAGCUACCAAUUUUGGCAUUGGAUAUAGCAUGCCUACAACUUCUGUGCUCAAGGUGUAUUGAUCAAACGCGACUGACCACUGAUGCAAAUAUGCUACCAGUUUUGAAGUUUUUCGGGAUUACAUGUUCACAUGUGUUAUUUUUCCAGUUCAUGAGACUAGGGUUUGGUGCAUUUUGGGAUAAUAUAGUUUCAUGAAACAUGAAGGCAAGCAGCACGGAUUCAUGUGCAGGAGAGGGAAGCAUCUGUUUCUAAAUGUUAGCAAGUAUAAACAGCUAGGAAGCGGGAGAGAGCACAAGUCCAAAGCAUGAUCUGAAGCUAGAGCAGCGCCAGAGUAGAAGGUUCAUCAAAAAGAAUAUAGUUUUGUGGCGCAAUAUCAAAGUCAUGUUGCCAAGAGUGUGGGUAUGGACAUCAACUAAUGAAAGUAUCGAGACCAUCGAUCUUCUAAAUCCAAAAUUCUCGAAGUGAAGUACAGUAAAUAUAGAUGACAAUUUAUAGAUAUGACAUGUUUAUAGCAGAAUUGAUGCAGCUCACUAUAAACCAACCUGAGGACCUUGACAACCUGACCCGACCCAACCUUUAACUCAGGUUGGGUCCAUAGGGUUCAGAUUAACCUGAACCCAAGUUGCAGCCUUAAUUGCACAUGCCAAUUGUACUAGUUCAUUUAAAGUAAGGUUUUGAUAAAGAUUCCUGAAAUUUCCCUUCUUAAGUAAAAACAUGUGUUGAUCAAAUAAUGUUACAACCAUUC